AUGGCGCGAAAUUCGGAAAAGGCGCAGAGCAUGCUCUUUCGCUUCCGCGAAGCGCAAGCAGCAGACCUGGGCAUCAUCGACAUCGGCCGGACAAGGCGGCCGAGAGUCAUCACCGAAGUCGACUCGAUACCCUCUUGCGAAAAAUGGCGUGGCCAGGUGCUGAAGGAGAUCUCGCGCAAGGUCUCCAAGAUCCAAGACACGGCACUGAGCGACUACCAGAUCCGCGACCUCAACGACGAGAUCAACAAGCUCAUGCGAGAGAAGUACAUGUGGGAGGUGCAAAUACGAAACCUCGGCGGUCCAAACUACAUGCGCGGGGGCGGCAAGAUAUACGACGAGCAAGGCCGAGAGAUACCGGGAGGAGGCAAGGGGUACCGCUACUUUGGACGAGCGAGAGACCUCCCCGGCGUCAAGGAGUUAUUCGAAGCCGCCAAGGCCAAGGCUACGGACGAGAAGCCUCUGGAAACGAGAGACGACUUGCGGAAACAGGUCGACGCCGCCUAUUACGGCUACGCACCAGACGAGGAGGAUCAGGAACUGCUUGCGUACGAGCUUGCCAAGGAAGAAGAAGCGUUCGAGCACAUGUCCAAGACAGGCAAGCAGCAGCCGCCGCCCGACUGGGAGCCAUUGCCAGGCGACACCGGGGAUGGAAAGGGCUGGGAGUUGCCGACUCUGGAAGAGGUGCAGGAGGAGCUGAUCAACAGGCGGCGGCAGAAGCUGCUGGACCAAUUAUAG
Messenger RNA from Colletotrichum graminicola M1.001, 735 nucleotides. Its product is annotated as Isy1-like splicing family protein. The transcript has 2 exons. The coding region runs from base 1 to 735 and encodes 244 amino acids. Gene Ontology annotation, cellular component: post-spliceosomal complex; Prp19 complex; catalytic step 2 spliceosome. The record is from RefSeq and is a predicted model, not a curated record. Gene Ontology annotation, biological process: mRNA 3'-splice site recognition; generation of catalytic spliceosome for second transesterification step. Lineage: Eukaryota; Fungi; Ascomycota; Sordariomycetes; Glomerellales; Glomerellaceae.